AUGGUGAGCAAUGAGGAGAAUGAGUUAUUACCGACGAUGACCAUCAUGGGUUGGAGGAUUUGUAUGGACUACCAAAAGCUCGACAAAGUGAUGAAGAAUGACUGUUUCCCCCCACUCAUUGAUCAAAUUCUAGAUCGAUUAGCAGAUAUAGUGGAGGACUUCUUGGAAAUCUUCAUGGAUGAUUUUUUCGUUUUGGGUGACGAUUUUGAUAAAUGCCUUGGAAACUUAGCUAAGGAAAGACUUGUCAUAGCACCAAUAGUUGUCCCUCCUAACUUAAAAGGUCCCUUUGAACUGAUGUGCAAUGAAAGUGACUACAUUGUGGGAGCAGUGCUCGGGCAAAGACGAGAGGUUGAGGAUAGGAAAGGAAGUGAAAUUCAUGUUGAUGAUCAUUUAUAUAUGCUAGAUAAUAUAAUUGACUGCCAUGACAAGGAUGAGGAGAUUCUUUCACCAGGGCAACAAAAUCCCACCCAUACUGAUGAUCCUGAGAAGAUCGAUGAAGAAUUUGUGUUCGACUCUGCUGCUGACACUGAGGAGAUCCUGCUCUCGCCUAUAUAA
Molecule: messenger RNA, 555 nt
Organism: Hibiscus syriacus
Lineage: Eukaryota; Viridiplantae; Streptophyta; Magnoliopsida; Malvales; Malvaceae
Exons: 5
Coding region: 1-555 (184 amino acids)
Source: RefSeq, a predicted model, not a curated record